AUGAUGGAACAUGCUGGACUGGGAAAGAGCUACUGGGGUGAAGCAGUGAUGGCGGCGAUGUUUCUUCGAAACCGCUGUCCAACACGUGCCAUCCACCAAGACAAGCCUCCAUAUCAAGUGUGGACGAUGAAGAAACGGAUUCUGGCCAAGCUCAAAGUGUUUGGAUGCCACGCGUAUGUUCAAGUGCCUCAAGGCAAACGCGCGAAGUUCGACUCCAAGUCAUCACUCUGUCGUUUCCUGGGGUACGCCGAACACCAGAAGUCAUAUCGAUUCGAGGAAGUGUCAACAGGAGCGAUCGAGAUCAGUCGCGAUGCCACGUUCAUGGAAGACAAGUUUGAUGAAGGUCCGCGCAACUACAACGAUGAGUCAAGUACCGUUGAGUUUGAUGAUCAAGACGAGAACGAAGAAAAAGAAGAAGGUAAAACUGACGUCGACAUGACUUCGAGCGACGAUGACGACGAAGACACCAGGUCUUCGAAGAGCAACAUCGAGAGACACACGCGCACUCAAUCGCUUGAGAAAGGUACCGUCAUUCCAAGUCCCAAGCGAAGAACUGGGGGAAUGCCGACUACAUUCAAGUCGGCGAUGGAAUCAAGCGACUCCGGCAAGUGGAAAGAAGCGUGUGACUCGGCGUUCGACUCGCUUCAGAGAAACGACACGUGGGAGAUCGUGCCUCUUCCGAAAGUUCGCAAUGCCAUCGGGUGCCGAUGGGUGUUUCGUGUCAAGGAGAAUUAA
Peronospora matthiolae is the source of this 735-nucleotide messenger RNA. NCBI's taxonomy places the organism in Eukaryota, Oomycota, Peronosporomycetes, Peronosporales, Peronosporaceae. The record is from the annotation of a GenBank genome assembly.